AUGGUGUCCGGCAAGCAGCUGGCGGAUUUCGGCUACAAGGCCUUCUCCAGCUCCAUGCUGCUGCUGACGGUCUACGGCGGGUACCUGUGCGGCGUCCGCGCGUACCACCUCCUGCAGCGCCGCCGGGAGCGGCAGAAUGCGGCCGGCCCCGAGAGCUGAGGGGGGGGCUGGGGCCCCAUCCCACCUGGAGGGGAGCAGCGACCCCCCCACCCCCGGUUCCCCCAGCCUGGGGGAAGGGAGGUCCGGCCCCGAGAGCUGAGGGGGGGCUGGGACCCUGUCCCACCUAGGGGGGAACAGGGACACCCCCCCCCCCCCCCCGACUCCCCCAGGCUGGGGGAAGGGAGGUGGGGCCCCAUCCCACCUCGGGGGAACAGGGCCCUGUCCCCCCCUCGGCUCCCCCAGGCUGGGGGAAAGGAGGUCCAGCCCUGAGAGCUGAGGGGGGCUUGGGGACCCCUCCCUAGCUCCCCCAGGCUGGAGGAAGGGAGAUGGGGCCCCAUCCCACCUCUGGGGGAGCAGGGACCCCCCACCGGCUCCCCCAGGCAGGGGGAAGGGAUGUGGAGCGCAAUAAAAACAAUGUGAAAACA
Molecule: messenger RNA, 584 nt
Organism: Falco peregrinus (peregrine falcon)
Lineage: Eukaryota; Metazoa; Chordata; Aves; Falconiformes; Falconidae
Product: cytochrome c oxidase assembly protein COX14
Exons: 1
Coding region: 1-159 (52 amino acids)
Source: RefSeq, a predicted model, not a curated record